AUGACUUUAAGAGUAAUUCUGCCAAGACCAGUUACGAAAUUCCAGUACCGGGGCUCUCUAUCAAAGAUAAUCUCCCUGACAUUCUACGGCAAACUCGAAAAACCAUCAAAUUAUCUGCCAGUGAUGAUUAUGAUCUUUGUUAUUGGUGGUCGAGAUGCUGUUGCUACUACUACCACUGAUGAUGAUGAUGAUGAUGAUGACGAUGAUGAUGAUGAUGAUGAUGAU
Molecule: messenger RNA, 225 nt
Organism: Dibothriocephalus latus
Lineage: Eukaryota; Metazoa; Platyhelminthes; Cestoda; Diphyllobothriidea; Diphyllobothriidae
Source: the annotation of a GenBank genome assembly